AUGGCACUGCACGAUUCAGACAUCUUGCCCGAGAACAACACGCAUCCAAAAUGGUGGAAAGACCCAGGCUUACGGACGCUGAAUUUCCUCAUACUUGGCAUCAUCUCCAUACAGAUCACCUCGGGCUACGAUCAGGUCGUCGUCGGCAGCUUCCAGGCAAUGAGACCAUGGUAGGAAGCAUGAUUUGAGGAGACAGGGGACCUUUCAGUGAUGAUUUUCCAGGUUGAAUGACAUGGGCAACCCAGGUCCAUCGCGGAUGGGCCUCAUCACAACCGCAACGUUCAUUGGAAGCCUGGUCGGGUCACUGCCAGCGUCUUCAUGUUCGGAUAGAUUUGGGAGGAAGUCGGGACUUCUCUUGGGGUCUCUGGCUACGAUAGCUGGCAGUAUCUUCCAGACAGCUGCUCGCGGCUACAUCCAAUUCACUUUUGGAAGAGCUCUGGUUGGCGUCGGCAUCUCUUUCAAUGUCAUUGCUGGACCAAGCCUGAUUGCCGAACUUGCUCAUCCUCGACAGCGUGGGGCUGUAUCGGGCUUCUUCAACACCCUCUGGUACGUCGGCUCCAUAGCAGCAGCGUUCACAUCGUUUGGAACAGGCCAUCUCAAAACCUCCUGGUCUUGGCGCAUACCUUCGCUACUUCAGGUCCUGCCUCCUUUGUUCCUGUUAUCAAUCCUCCGCUACAUACCCGAGUCACCACGAUAUCUGCUCGCAAGAGGUCGUGAGCAGGACGCAUAUGCAAUGCUGGUCAAAUACCACGCCAACGGGCACGACAAUGACAAACUGGUGGAAUGGGAAAUUCAAGGGAUCAAAAAUGACAUCGAAACCGAAGUUGAGAAUGCUAGAGCUCCAUGGUCGACUCUCUGGGAUACGAAGGCAAGCCUCAAGCGCACAUUGUGCGUGUUGUCUGUGGCAUUCCUCUGCCUUUGGUCUGGGCAGUCCUUCAUUGGCUACUACUUCUCGCCCAUAUUGAGCCAAGUAGGAAUCUUGGGAACAGCUCGACAAACUGGCAUCAAUGGUGCCCUUCAGGUAUCAAAUCUGGCCACGUCGCUUGCCGGCGCCCUUCUAGCCGAUCGCAUUGGACGGCGUGCGCUUUGGAUGAUCUCAGUCGCAACAAUGAUACUUGCCAAUGCUGGCACCAUUGUGGCCUCUGCCAAGGCCACCGACAAUAGUAACGCGGCUUCACACACGGUCGUCGUCUUCCUGUUCAUCUACAGUGCCGGAUACACCAUUGCCUGCAACCCGUUGUGUUACGCCUAUCCAGCGGAGCUCCUGCCUUUUUCGGUUCGUACGAAGGGAUUGAGCGUAUACGUGUUCUUUUCUUACAUACUCGCAACAGUGGACAUCGUAAGACGAAUCCUGCUACGUACUACUUGACACGAUGAGCUGACAAGAGACAGUAUGUCAACCCAAUUGCACUGGCCGCGAUUAGUUGGCGCUUUUGGUUCGUCUAUCUCGGUCUUCUGGUCUCCGGUUUCGUCCUUGUAUACUUUGCGUGGGCGGAAACCAAAGGUCUUUCGUUGGAGGCUACUGGAAGGCUCUUUGAUAAGGGCUCCACAGAGUGCAGUGGAAAGCUCGAAGGCUACUCGUCUCAAAUCACGUCUGACUAG
This is a messenger RNA of Lecanosticta acicola, 1602 nucleotides long. The record is from the annotation of a GenBank genome assembly. Lineage: Eukaryota; Fungi; Ascomycota; Dothideomycetes; Mycosphaerellales; Mycosphaerellaceae.